AUGACUUCAAAAAAAUAUACAUCAAAAAAGGCACCAAGCAAUAAAAGAACACCGAAUGGUUUCAUACUUUAUAAAAAUACAAACAGGCUAAGCCCUCACGUUGCAAGCAAAAAAUAUAACCUGGAAACUAAAGACGUCCGUAUGGCUUUUGAAAGGCAGGCGGAAAUGAUGCGGUUAGGAUCUGUAUCAAAUUUUAUUAAUCCGGAUGCAAAAUUUUAUAAAAAUAUAUACGCACAAAUGUCAUCAAUUGCUCAAAAGAAGGCUGUGCCCCAUCAUGAUGACGGUUUUAAAGAUCCACAUGACAUGAAAUUAAUAGCUGAAAUGAUGCAGUUAGAAUCUAAAUUAAAUUUUGUUAAUCUGGAUGCAAAUUUUUAUAAAAACGCAUACGCACCAAUGUCAUUAACUGCACAGAAGAAGGCUGUGUCCCUUUCUAAUAACAGCUCUAAGGAUCCAAGUAGCACGGAGUUAAUAGCUGAAAAUAAGAUUGCAUUAUGUGUUG
Racocetra persica is the source of this 499-nucleotide messenger RNA. Lineage: Eukaryota; Fungi; Glomeromycota; Glomeromycetes; Diversisporales; Gigasporaceae. The record is from the annotation of a GenBank genome assembly.